This is a messenger RNA of Talaromyces rugulosus, 3279 nucleotides long. RefSeq lists its product as uncharacterized. NCBI's taxonomy places the organism in Eukaryota, Fungi, Ascomycota, Eurotiomycetes, Eurotiales, Trichocomaceae. Bases 1 to 3279 code for a protein of 1092 amino acids. The transcript has 4 exons. The record is from RefSeq and is a predicted model, not a curated record. Gene Ontology annotation, molecular function: nucleotide binding.
AUGGACACAGCAAACGAUAUUCACGACGUGAUAAUCAUCGGCGCCGGGCCAUGCGGCCUCGCUGUGGCAGCCCGCUUGCGCGAGGAGACGCCGUCGGCCAUGUUCACGGACGAAGAGCACCAGCGCUACCACUGGAUCAAAAAACACCGUGGGAAGAUGUCUCUGGUGAGAGGCCAGCGACGUAAGCAUAAGGGUGUUCGUGCAGAUCGGUACACUGGAAGUUCAGAUACGAGUAUGACGAAGACGAAUCACCAAGAGCCGUCGGAAGAAGAAAAGUGUUGUGUCCAGGAAAGGAAGUACUCAACCAUUGUUCUCGACAGUUCUGGGAACAGGUGGAUGGAGCGCUGGAAUAAAGCAUUUCGUGCUCUGGAGAUCGACUACCUGCGCAGUCCGAUGUUUUUCCAUGUGGACCCUGGCGAUCGUGAUGGGCUGCUGGCCUAUACACGUGAGACAGGUCGGGAAAAGGAACUUUGUGAACUUUCUGGGUGUGUUGGGCAUGAGAUUAGCAAGCACAAGCGGAAAAAGAUGAGGAAUCAGUCUCAAUUCCCACGUGAAUCGGAAAUCAACGAACGAGAUCGGAAAGACUACUACACACCGUCGGCGAAGCUCUUUGCCGAUUAUUGCGCGUCUAUAAUCACACGGUAUGGACUGAAUGGGAUGGACCAGAUCCAACAAUCGGAUGUUCAUAAUAUCCAAUUUUCCGAAAUAGAAGGGACCCCAGACAACAACAAGUUGUUCACUAUCUCAACUUGCCACGGGCAGCUUCGUAGCAGGGCAGUAGUAUUGGCGAUUGGCCCUGGCCACGUCAAGAUGAUGCCUUGGGAGCUCUCCCAGGAUGAGCAAUUAGCAGCAUGUCAUAGCUCCGAGAUUGGGAUUAAAUUUCCGAGUCCUCUUCUCGCGAAAAAGAUUGAGCACCGUCAAACGACUAAUAUGGUGGUAAUUGGAGGAGGCUUGACCUCUGCACAGAUAUCCCACAUUGCAACCCGCAAAGGCGUGACCAAAGUGUGGCAUCUCAUGCGGGGCGACCUGAAAGUCAAACACUUUGACGUCAGCCUGAACUGGAUGGGCAAGUUUAAGAAUUAUGACAAAGCCGUAUUUUGGUCGGCAGACGACGACGAAGAGCGGCUUGGGAUGUUGCAAUAUGCACGGAAUGGAGGGAGUAUCACACCUCGCUAUCACAAGCUUCUCAAGCAGCAUAUUGCCCACGAUCGCCUAUCAAUUCACACCAACACCGUGGUCCGAGACAAGCAUUUUGAUUCUGUUUCCCAGACGUGGCAACUCACAACCGAUCCGCCUAUAGCAGGCCUGCCGGAAUGCAUAGACUAUAUCUGUUUCGCAACCGGAAUGAAAACAGACAUUACUCAGAUGCCUAUGCUCCAGUCCAUGAACCGCGACUAUCCUAUUGAAACUCUACAAGGACUGCCGUGUCUGACAGACGAUCUCAUGUGGAAGAACGACGUGCCUCUGUUUGUGACAGGUCGCUUGGCAGCUCUCCGUCUCGGACCAGCAGGUCCAAACCUCGAAGGAGCUCGACUUGGGGCUGAACGAAUUGCAUGGGCUCUGGAGGAUGUGCCGGGGAUCAGCCGUGGUGUUGGCCAUGAUCGUAGCAGUCUGGACGAGGACCUGCAGAAGGCGUUUUGCGGACUAGGCAAUCGGUACGAUAAGAUGGCAAUAACCACACCAGCCGCUAAGACGGCUACAAAAGGCAACAAGAAGCUCAAGUUCCUCGUCAUCGGGGCUGGAUCGCGCGGCCACGCCUACUCUGAAGCUGUCGUCGAGUCGACAUCUGCUGCAAUCUACGCUGUUGCCGAACCCCGUCCAUAUAACCGCCAGGAAUUCGGCGACACCUUCAUCUGGGGCGAGGGCGGGCGACCUGCCGAGGGCCAGGCAUUCGAAGACUGGAAGGAUUGGUUACAAUGGGAGCAGACACGACGACAAAAGGUCGAGCGAGGGGAGGAAAACGUGCCAGAGGGGGUUGAUGGCGUGUUCGUUUGUGCUUUGGACGAGCUACACGUGGAGAUUAUGUGCGCCAUCGCGCCGUUGAAUCUCCAUGUACUGUGCGAGAAGCCGCUGGCAACCUCUCUCAAGGACUGUCUUGCCAUCUAUCGUUCCUUUGUGCCCCAUGGCAAGGAAGAUGUUGCUCCUUCCAAGGUAUUCUCCAUCGGCCAUGUGAUGCGAUAUAGCCCUCACAACAUGCAUCUGCGCCGCCUGCUCCUGACAGACCGCGUUAUCGGCGACAUUGUCUCGCUCGAGCAUACAGAGCCAGUCGGAUACUGGCACUUUUCUCACAGCUACGUGCGAGGGAACUGGAGACGAGAAACACCCGAGGGCGUUGGGUCUCUAUUGACCAAGUCAUGCCACGACGUUGAUUUUCUUGUCUGGCUACUCUCUUCUCCACCGCCGGGCGCCCCUCGGGAUACACCUCCGCACCACCCGAGAAGCAUCACAUCCUCGGGCGUCCUGACCCAAUUCCAAAGUAAACGGAAACCCAAGGAGGCGGGAACUGCGACCAACUGUCUCACCUGCCCGAUUGAGCGCCAGUGCACCUAUAGCGCUGUACGCAUAUACAAGGAGAAACAACUGGACAAGGGCGACACCAAAUGGCCGCUUAACAUUGUCUGUCCGGACAUUGAAGACACUUUCAAGACAUCCGGCAUAGCAGCCGCAGAAAAACAGCUCAUGGGCAAGCUUGCCGAGGAUUAUGAUAAGAACUCGACGCCAGAUGAGAAGAUCGCUUCUCGACCGUGGUUCGGCCGUUGCGUAUAUGAGUCCGACAACAACGUCUGCGACGACCAAUUUGUCACAAUCCGCUGGGAUGAUGACGAGGACGAGUCUAUUAAGAAGUUCCCCUCGCGUAUCGCCAAGACAGCCACCCUGCACAUGAUUGCCCCGACCCAGAAACAAUGCGAGAGGCGUGGAUGGGUAUACGGUACCGAAGGUGAGAUUGAAUAUGACAGCCGCACAAUCAGGAUUUACUCCUUUGCAACAAACGAGUUCACGACAAUAGAGAUUCCCAAGGCGAAGAAUCCCAAAGAGGAUCGCACUCAUGGAGGCGGUGACUGGGGGUUGGCUCGUAUGUACGUCGCUGCUGUGGAUGCAGUUGAGAACCAAGGCUGGGAUGUUCGUGAUGCGCAGAACCACUUUAUUGGGUGCACAUUGGAAGAGGCAGUCAGAAGCCACGCGGUUGUUUUUGCCGCCGAGGAAGCUCGGAGAGAAGAAAAAGUGGUCAAGUGGCAGGAAUGGUGGAAUCAGAAUCUGAAGUCUCAGGUUGCUGUUUGA